Molecule: messenger RNA, 2217 nt
Organism: Macadamia integrifolia
Lineage: Eukaryota; Viridiplantae; Streptophyta; Magnoliopsida; Proteales; Proteaceae
Product: B3 domain-containing protein Os03g0620400-like
Exons: 6
Coding region: 451-2160 (569 amino acids)
Molecular function (GO): DNA binding
Source: RefSeq, a predicted model, not a curated record
AAAAGGGUUUCUCUAAUCUCUCCAGUUAAUGGACAUUAAGGUUUUGGAUAUCGAUUUCUAUAAGAAAAAAAAUGGUUUUGGAUAUCGAUCAGAAAAAAAAAAUGGUUUUGGAUAUCGAUCAGUGAAGAAGAGUCCUUUCUCUGAAUGCCUUUUAUUGUUUUGGUAAAGUCAUUCUGUCCGACUUGGGAGUUGCAGACGACCUUUUUCUAAUUUUAAUAUUAGAGACAAAAGUGUCACAAUUCUGCCCAUGUUGCUUCCUUCGGAGAACUUGCAACUCCCUUCCCUUCCCUUCCCUUUGGGGCUUGGGGGUGAUCUAUCUGUGAGCUUUCAAAGAGAAAUUCUAGGUCGGAGCAGCAGAUUCGUAGCCGGGGCUUUGCAUGGAAUGCGUGAAGUGAGAGACUGAAUACAUUUAACUACUCCUUCCAGUCCGCAGAGUUCACUGACAGAAAGAUGGGAUUCCGGAGAGACUCCCACAGACGAAAUUCUCAGGCGUGGAGACCCCAUUUUCUCCAACUAAUCGUCCAUUCAACUGUCCACGACGGACAGCUUGUGAUCCCUGUUGAGUUUGUUCAGCAAUUAGGAGAAGAUCUCUCUGAUUCUGCAGUUCUCAAGGUUCCCAAUGGCAAAGAGUGGGUUGUAGGUUUAAAGAAAAUUGAUGGAGUAGUUUGGUUUCACAAUGGUUUGCAGCAAUUCUUGGAGUAUCACAACAUAUCUGUUGGAUAUUUUCUAGUCUUCAGAUAUGAGGGGGAUUCACAGUUCCUUGUUCUUAUAUUCAGUCGCAAUGCCUGUGAAAUACAAUAUACCCUUCAAGAGUCCAAUCUUCAUGAUAAACAUUUGAUUCUUGAAAAUGAAGAAAGAGAAGGGGACACUUCAACUUCUUUGAGAAUGACAAUUAUUGACGGACAUGAAGAACAACAAACUUUUCAAGAGUCCAAUCUUCAUGAUAAACAUUUGAAUCUUGAAAAUGAAGAAAGUGGAGAAGAACUGGACACUCCAACUUCUUUGAAUCUUGAAAAUGAAGAAAGAGGAGAAGAAGAGGACACUCCAACUUCUUUGAAUCUAGAAAAUGAAAAAAGAGGAGAAAAAGAGGACACUCCAACUUCUUUGAGAAUGACGAUUAUUGACGGACAUGAAGAACAACACACUAAAAGAACGUCCAAGACACAGGGAAAGAGAAGUUCUGCUUACUCAGGAAUCCCAGUCUCUAAACAUGAUUGUAUUGCGAAAAAAAAAAGGAAGAGGAAUGAAAUUGUGGGAAAACGAACCAAGCCAAAUGCUUCAGGGGAGAAGGUUACCAAAGAACUUGAGAACCAACAGAUAGCUCAAAGAGGUGGCAAUACUGCAUCACUGGGGCGUUUGGAAGAUGAAUAUGAAUGGGCUUCUCUGAGAAAGGAAAGGCCAGUGACAAAGGAAGAAAGAGAAAGGGCAAUUUCUGCAUCCAUGUUGUUAAAACCUAAAAAUCCUUCAUUUAUGGUCAUCAUGACACCGUCCUAUCUGCGCAAGGGAAUGAACGUUCCUCUUAAAUUUAGCAGGAAUCAUUUCAAAGAUGGAUUACACCAUGUCAAACUUCGGCUUCCAAAUGGGAGUACAUGGCCUGCCCGGUUCUUUCUUCGCAGUAAUGUUAAAGCACUUCUUAGUGGUGGUUGGAAUGCAUUUGCUCGGGAAAACAUUCUUUUAGAGGGAGAUUGCUGUGUCUUCGAGGUGUUUAAGAAGAAAAAUAUUGAGAUGAAAGUAUCAAUUUUCCGUGUUGUGGAAGAUUGGGUCCCACUUGUUGGAUCUGUUACUGCAAAGACGAGGCAUCCUAUAACAUUCGAAGAAAGUAAAGCUACUCAAGCAGCAAGAGAGUUCAAGUCUAAAUACCCUUUCUACACAGUUUACAUGCAUCGAAGCUAUAUUCGGAGCAGAGUCAUGAUUAUGAGGCAGGACUUUUUCAAGAAGCAUAUGCCAGAGGAAGUGGAGACAAUCACACUUAAGGAUUCAGAUGGGAGACAAUGGCCUGUCAAGCUCUAUAGUACUAAUGAUGGAAGGGCGCAUAGAUUUGGUGAAGGUUGGUCUGCAUUUGUGAAGGGAAAAACUAUAGAAGAGGGAGAUGUCUGUGUUUUUGAGUUAGUUAAGAAGAAGGAUACUGUUUUGAAGGUUUCCAUUUUAAAAAAACAUUGAACAGGUGGUGAAACUGUAAGACUUGCCAAGUUAAAUGAAAUUUUACUUUCCUGUUUA